This is a messenger RNA of Rhipicephalus microplus (southern cattle tick), 546 nucleotides long. RefSeq names its product RYamide receptor-like. Gene Ontology annotation, molecular function: G protein-coupled receptor activity. Lineage: Eukaryota; Metazoa; Arthropoda; Arachnida; Ixodida; Ixodidae. Gene Ontology annotation, biological process: G protein-coupled receptor signaling pathway. The record is from RefSeq and is a predicted model, not a curated record. Gene Ontology annotation, cellular component: plasma membrane.
AUGCGACGCUCCUCCUACGUUGUAAAGAUGCUGGCGACAGUGGUGCUGAUGUUCGCUGUGUGCUGGCUGCCGAUUCAUCUGAUGAACCUGAUAUUGUACUUCGACCGCGCCGCCAUGCAGCCGGACACUGCCGAGCAGGAGUACCUAUACAUCGCGGCUUUCUUCUCCUGCCACUGGUUCUCAAUGGCCAACAGCUUCGUCAAUCCCAUCAUCUACUGCUUCAUGAGCGACAACUUCAGGGUUGACCUUCGACAAUUGAUGAUGACCUGCUGUUCCCCUUUGGCAGAGCACGCCAACCGCACGUUGACCAAACGAAGCUGUUCGUUCGGCGGGUCCCUGCGUAGCAGCACGGUAGUGAUGUCUGCCGCUGCUGCAGGCACCAACCACUUGGGUGCGUCCAGCGUACGCCGGCAGCAGCGCAGCAACGGUUUCCCUGCCUCAUCCACUGUCACGGUUCCCCUGCGCACCCUUGCUCACCCUGGCCAUAAUGCGAACUCGGGCGCUGGCACAAGCGGUGCAUCUAUUCGUGUUCCUAUUUACGCGUGA